Molecule: messenger RNA, 2582 nt
Organism: Python bivittatus (Burmese python)
Lineage: Eukaryota; Metazoa; Chordata; Lepidosauria; Squamata; Pythonidae
Gene: CRELD1
Product: CRELD disulfide isomerase 1
Molecular function (GO): calcium ion binding
Source: RefSeq, a predicted model, not a curated record
CAAGGCGGGGCGGGGGGGAAGCGCUCAGCUGCGGACCCGGGAGGAGCCUUGUGCGCGAAAGUGGGCGCUGCGCUUCCCGGCCUCCCCCGUGGUCCCGCGCUGCUCUCCCGAGGGGCGAGCGGGGAGAGGCAAGUCUUGUUCCUGGCCUGAAGAUGGCUUUUUUCAGGAUGAAGGUCCGACCUGCUCUGUUCUCCUUUCUCUUUCUAUUCCAUUGGAUGCCAAGCUCAGGUGGUUCCCAGCAAGAAACCUGCCAGACUUGUCAAGAUCUUGCCAACAACUUCAAUAAGGGUCUGGAGCGGACACAGCGAGAGAACUUCGGCGGCGGGAACACAGCCUGGGAAGAAGAGAAGCUUGCAAAAUAUGCCAACAGUGAGACACGUUUGCUGGAAGUAUUGGAAGGUGUGUGUUCCACGACAGAUUUUGCCUGCCACCAGCUGCUGGAGCAAAGUGAAGAACAUGUAGAACGUUGGUGGUUCCAUGAGCAGCAGCAGCACCCAGACUUUUUCCAGUGGCUGUGCAUGGAUACACUGAAAUUGUGCUGCCCUUCUGGCACCUAUGGCCCUGAUUGCCACACCUGUCCUGGGGGUACCCAGAAGCCUUGCAGUGGAUAUGGGCAAUGUGAUGGUGAAGGCACACGUGGGGGCACUGGUCUUUGCAUGUGCCAGACUGGCUAUGGUGGUCCCUUUUGUUCUGAGUGUGGAGAUGGCUACUAUGAAGCUGCUCGCAAUGACAGCCACCUGGUAUGUGCGGAGUGCUACCGGGCCUGUGGGCGCUGUUCAGGCCCUGAGGAUUCCAGUUGUUUGCGCUGCAAAAGAGGCUGGACGCUGCAUGACCGAAGAUGCAUCGACAUAGAUGAAUGUGGCACUGAGAUGGCGCACUGUCGCAGCAACCAAUUUUGUGUCAAUACAGAAGGCUCCUAUGAAUGCUGGGACUGCGCCAAGGCUUGUAUUGGCUGCAUGGGUGCUGGGCCUUCUCGGUGCAAGAAAUGCAACAAGGGCUAUCGGCGAGAUGGUGUCAAGUGCCUCGAUGUGGAUGAAUGUGCUGGUGAAGUGGAGGAACCUGUGUGUACGGGAGCCAACGAGGUCUGUGAGAACACAGAUGGCAGCUAUCGCUGCGUUUGUGCUGAGGGACAUCUACGCAGAGAGGGGAUCUGUGUGGAAGACAAGCCCCCAGUGUUUUCUGUUUGACCAGAAGGGACUGACUUCAAAACUUGCUAUUCCACUUCAACCUUAAAAGACUUUAGAGAGGACUUCAAGAAAUCACUGAGAAAUCUCUCCCUCUCCCUCUCUGUUUUCCACAACCCCGUCUCCUUUCUCCAGUCUUUAUGGGUGUUUUCUCAUGCACAAAAGUUUGAUCGCUGGACUAUCGGACAGGAACAAGUGGAAUUUCAACUAAGAAAGCCUCAUUCCUCUCCCUGGCUUUGCUUGUUUGCUUGUUUGAGCUUGUAGGUCACCCACUUCCCUAAUGGCUCUAGGUGGCUUACAGAAAUAAAAGUAAAAUGGCUAAAAAACAGCUAAAACAAAACCAUAGAAUGUUAUUUUGAAACAAGUAUUUUUUAACCAUUGUUAAGAAUUGGGACAAUUAAAAGGCUUGAAUGAACAAGUAUUUUUGCUACGGUAAGAAGUCCCUCCUAAACUGUAAUACAGAGGGGACUUCCUUCAAUUUAAAUUGUGGUUUGUUCCACAACAUGGCCCCUUCCACAGAGAAAGCAGAAGUAACCCUAGAUAUCAAAUGUAUCCACAGCAGGCUCAUUGAAGAUGCUCCAUUGUUGAUCUAAGCGGGCGGGUGGACUGUAUUUGAGUAAGCAACUAAUGGCAUUUCAACAUGAGUUACUUGGGACUUUGGGAGGUCUGCUGCAAUUUCUGGACUAUUUUCAAGGGCCACCACACCAAGAGACCAUAAAAUAAUUUAACCUUGAAGUUGCCAGCGUAUAGGUGACCAAAGCUGGGUCUCUCUCUCUUCCAGAUUGAUCAGCUAAAGCUGAUAAAAGACCUUCCUUGCCAUUAAUGUUAUCUGGCUGUCCAGCAUCAGUGCUGGAUCUAGGAGAACCCCCAGAGUGCAUACCUUAAGGAAGUGUGCAACCCCCUCCAGAAGAUAUGUUUCUCCUGAUUCCUGAAAUCUAGCCUCUGGAAUCAGUAAUAACUGCAUCUUGUUCAUGCUAAGUUUCAGAUCUAGUUUACAGCAGAUAUGGAUGGAUGGAUGGAUGGAUGGAUGGAUAGAUGAUAGAUAGAUAGAUAGAUAGAUAGAUAGAUAGAUAGAUAGAUAGAUAGAUAGAAAUUGCAAUCAAAGGUUCAUUGGUCAGACAAUGUUGGACUAGACCAUUAAUAAGAAAUAGCUAUUUUACUUUGCUUCUAUGUACAUAAUCACCUAUAGGAAGAUCUAUAAAUGUUAGAGGGUAGAAAAUUCAUGUUGAUUUAUAAAUUUAAUGCAACUCUUCAAAACCCUUAAGCUUUCUGGGAGAAUUAUUAAAAAUCCUAAUCAGAUUGUUUCACUGAAAGUCUUUUAUAUGUAAAUGGCUACAUAAUCACUUGAGACUUCUGUAGGUUUUUUUGGUUCCUUUUUUUAAAAUCAUGAUCCAGUUG